Molecule: messenger RNA, 3476 nt
Organism: Chroicocephalus ridibundus (black-headed gull)
Lineage: Eukaryota; Metazoa; Chordata; Aves; Charadriiformes; Laridae
Gene: MAL2
Product: mal, T cell differentiation protein 2
Exons: 4
Coding region: 336-872 (178 amino acids)
Biological process (GO): myelination
Cellular component (GO): membrane
Molecular function (GO): structural constituent of myelin sheath
Source: RefSeq, a predicted model, not a curated record
CCGGCAGCCACCGGCCGGCCGCGGCCCAGCUCCUUUGGGGAGAGACUGCCCCUGCCCGCACACCGCCUCCCUCCGGGCGCGGUGAAGCGGGGCCGGGCCGGUGCCCGGUACCCCGGGGCCGCCCGCCCAGGCCCGGGCGAGGCGGGGCGGGCCCGGCGCUGGGGCGGGCAGGAGGGAGGCGGCCGGGGCGGCGCGCACAGGCCCGCCCGCACCUGCUCCCUCCGCCGCCGCCGCCGCCGCCUCCUCCUCCUCCUCCUCCUCCUCCUCCUCCUCCUCGCCCACCUGGCCGCCGCUCGGCCGUCCCCGCCGCGCUCGGCAGCCGCCGCCACAGCAACAUGUUGCCCAGGGAAGCCUCGUCCAUGCCGCCGCCUCCCAACCCCGCCGCCUACUUCCCGCCGCCCCGGGUCACUUUGCCCUCCGGCCUGGACAUACUGCGCACCUACUCGGGAGCCGUCAUCUUCCUGGAGAUCCUGUUUGGAACGAUAGUCUGGAUUUUGGUAGCUUCUACUCACGUUCCACUGCCGCUGCUGCAGGGAUGGGUAAUGUUUGUAGCGGUGACUUCGUGGUUCCUGUCCAUUGUGUUCCUCUGUGUGUUCCUCUUUGGUUAUGCAAAUAGAAUUGCUGUCAACUGGAACCAGACGGAUUUUCUUUUCCACGGGGCUACUUUUGUCUUUUAUUUUGGAGCUUUUCUACUGCAAGCAGCAACUACAUCUCUGCAUCACUUUCCCCGCAAAUUCAAUUCCACCACACAAGAGAAGAUUCUAGAUGAUCAUGAAUAUAACAUAAGCAUAGCAGCCUCGAUUUUUGCCUUUGCAACAGCUGUUUGUUAUGGUUGCAGCACAGCCCUGGCAUUAAGGAGAUGGAGGCUAUAGCAGUUGAAGAGAGGUUAAUGCCUGAGUGUUCCACUUCAGAUCAAAUUAAGUGCUACUUGUCUGUUUUACUGUAAUCUAAUUCCAAAAGGACUUUUUUUUUUUUGCUUAAAAUCUGUUUUAAAGUGCUGAAAUGCAAAUAACCCAUAAUCAGGAUUUCCUUAACAGAAAACAAGUUUCCAUCUCUUCCCUUCCUAGUUUUUUACUUUUAUUGUGUCCUCAUUAGAAGCACACUAAUUGUAUGGUAUUAUAGAGUUCAGGGAUAGACAGAUGUGUCAUUAGCAGAUAACAGAAUUCUAGUGCUGAAUCAGAAGAGGAAGAAAAUGGAAACUAAACAAACAUGUUAACUGCAUAGGCAGCUAAAAAGCUCCCCCCUUGUUAAGUCCUGGCAUUGGGCCUUCAGUGUUUUGCAGCGUUACGGUGCGUUCCUCACAGGUAGAGCCUUGAGGCUCCUUGUGGACUCACGGGUUUUCCGUGUGCUGCUCCUUGCGUGACCAGAGCCGAAGCUGACUUUGUGAUACCACCUUAGUAUAUAUAUUAUUAGCUUUGAUGUACAGAGAAAAUACUUUAAAUAUCCACCCAGUGAAAUCUUCUGAUACUCUUUUAUAGCCAUAUCCAGCUCGCGUCAUUUGGUCCUUAAGGCUUACUGUAUUCCUUAGUAAAUGGAAACUGUUUGGGACUGUCAGUCAGUAGUUCAUUAGUUUUAGGAAUUUAGCUCAAUCAGAUCUAUUUAUACUGCAAAACAAAACAGUGCAUUUGUGUUGUGUGUGUAUAUACAUGGUAUAUUUUUGUUUAACAGGAAUAUUUGCACUGUUUUACUUUGUUGGAGUACAGCUUUGUUUUUGUUACUUCAAGUUCUGCAUUUGUUACUUAUUAUGUGAGUCAAUAUAAUUUGAAUGGAAUGUUACCAAAUGGGGAAUAAUGUCUGACCUCGAUUCUUGCAGUGUGUUAUUUGUUGCAUUCUAGACCUGCAAUGUUGUAAAGGUGUUUUUAUUUGGACAGAUGCCUAUGCAACAUCUUACUGAAAGCAGUGGAAUGUAAAGCGAUCCGCCCACUAUGGAGUUUGCUUUCGGCACAAAUGAAGUUUAAUUGAGCCUCUCUUGAAUACCCCUGUUGUAUGAUGACAUGCAAUAUUACAUAUAGAAAAUUAAUUUAACAAAAAUUAACAAUAGCAUUGCAGUCUGCUCCCUAACAGUCAUGCCAUUUUGCAGAUGGUGAAACUUUUUUUUAUAAUGCUAGUAAAUAAUUUUUGCUCUUGUGAAAUAGUGCCAAAUUGAUAACCUGGUGGAAUGAAGGCUCCUUGUCAUUCAUAGAACAACUUGCUCACCACAUCUUGACAGUGCAUCUGAAUAUUUUGUAAAGACCAGUGGUGGUUGGGGGAGGGAAGACAGGACUUUCUUCAUUCCCAGGCCUACUCAUUCUCCUUGAGACAACAAGGGUGUCUGCUAUGAAGGUUCCUUUGUCAAACUUGUCAGGUACAAGGAUCUCUGAGAGCCAGCCACCCCUAGUAGCACCCUGCCGUCCCUGCUGACCCAGGACAGGUUCUUAUGGAUGACAUAGCAGUGAGUGGCAGCCCUUCCGACUACUGGAACCACUCGGUCAUCCUGAAUUACUGCAAUGGGAUCUUUUUGUAUAUCUUGUUUUCUGAAAUUUUUAUCUUCCAAAGAUUUUGUACGCUGGCUGAUGUAUUUUUUUUUUUUCUGAUUCUCUACUUGCAUUAAAACUUGUUUUGUGGACGUUUUACCUAGAGCCAUAGACUUUUAAAAAUACUUCGUAUUGUAUAAAAUGCAUUUACACUGGAGUAUAUGGAUGAAAGUAUAUUACAAAGACUUAUGCUAAGCAGCAUUAAAGUUACUUAAUAUAUUUAUGGCAGUAGUCUGGUUAUUAAUUCUGUCUUCAGAGAGUAUCAAAAAACUACCUUGCAGCUUUGACUGACCUGAUGCUAGCCAUAUAAAAUUAAGGCUAAGAUUUCUUGAGAAGGCACAAUUACAUUGGUGCUAGUUUUGUGUAGCGGUUUGCCAUGUGACACAGCAUGAAUAUUAGUGAGGAGAAGAGUAAGGUCGGCUAUGACGACAUUGCAAAUGGGCGCUGAUCUUUGGUGUGGAUUCGCCUUCAUCCUGCAACCUGGAUGUGCACUGCACACCACAGACCACGCAUGCCACAGCUACAGUCUGCAGCCAGCUGGGACGAUGGGGGAAAGAUCUUAAUUUUUUGCCUAUUUAAGCCUACAGAGUAUGAAUCCCACACAUGCUGUCAAUUAAAAAGCGGCCCAUGUUUAGUUGGCAUUUGUAUCUAACCUCUGAGUUCAAACCCAAGGUGUAAAGAUGAUGAUUGAUCAGUCUCUUCAAGUCUCUUAAGCUACUUGUUGAAGUCCAGAUAGCAGAGUGUGGUUAGCGUAACAUGGAAACUGUUUGUGUAGUGAGGAAAGGCUGAACUUCCCUCUUAAGUAUCAAAGACAAACAAAGGCCAGGGAAGAGAUAAAGGUAAAAACUACAGUAGAACGGCUUUCAUAGCUAAAAAGGAGUGAAAGAAUGGAAAUUUUCUGCUAGUAUGCAAGGAAUUUUGCUCUACUUUGAGGAAGAUCUAAAGAAGGACACACCAGAACAA